AUGUUUGCAAAUUGUUUAAAAAGUGCAAGGCAUAAUAAAUUUGGAUCUCUGGCAAGAUUCGAAUCAACACUGGUGAUAGCGGAGCACAAUAAUGAAACCCUGACACCAAUUACCCAGGCAGUGCUUAGUGCUGCGAAGAAAAUCGGAGGUGAUAUAACUGUGCUGGUUGCUGGAACAAAGUGCGGACCAGCUGCGGCAGCAUUAUGUAAAGCUAAUGGCAUCAGCAAAGUACUGGUCGCUGAGAGCGAUGCUUUCAAAGGAUUUACUCCAGAGUCUAUGACGCCUUUGAUUCUGGCGACUCAUAAACAAUUUAAUUUCAGCCAUAUUAUGGCUGGAGGUAGUGCUUUUGGUAAAGCAUUAAUACCACGGGUCGCCGCAAAACUCGAUGUAUCCCCAGUGAGUGACGUUAUCAAUAUCAAGUCUUCAGAUACUUUUGUCCGACCUAUCUACGCUGGCAAUGCAUUACAAACAGUAAAGGUCAAAGAUAGCAUCAAAGUUGUUACAGUCAGAGGCACUUCAUUUGAAGCAUUACCCUUGGAAGGUGGAAACGCAUCCACAGAGCCGGCGCCAGCCGGGGAGUAUAAAUCAAAUUUAAUUGAAUUUAUUAAACAAGAACUGAGUAAAUCAGAUCGCCCGGAAUUGACAUCAGCUAGCGUUGUUGUAUCGGGUGGACGAGGUCUUAAAUCUGGUGAUAAUUUCAAGCUGAUAUACUCACUCGCCGAUAAGCUAAACGCCGCUGUUGGUGCCUCACGUGCUGCCGUAGAUGCUGGCUAUGUACCCAAUGAUAUGCAAGUUGGCCAAACUGGAAAAAUUGUUGCUCCCGAUUUAUACAUCGCCGUGGGUAUCUCAGGUGCAAUUCAACAUUUAGCUGGUAUGAAAGACUCAAAAACAAUAGUAGCAAUAAACAAAGACCCGGAAGCUCCAAUCUUCCAAGUUGCUGAUUACGGAUUGGUUGCUGAUUUAUUUAAAGCUGUUCCCGAGUUAACUGAUAAAUUAUAAUCAGGUUUCGAUAAAAAAAAUGAUUAAUAAAAUUAAAUAUUUGUAUUAA
This is a messenger RNA of Cotesia congregata, 1048 nucleotides long. NCBI's taxonomy places the organism in Eukaryota, Metazoa, Arthropoda, Insecta, Hymenoptera, Braconidae. The record is from the annotation of a GenBank genome assembly.